GGUGUGUCCUCCCGUCCGCCCCCUUCGCGGAGCGCAAGCGGCCGUCCCGACAUUUAGGAAGUAGCUGGAGCGCAGGCGGCAGUGGAAAGAGAAGCGGGGCUGCGGUCGUCGAGAGUCACACGGAGAGAUGGAUUCCACGCGGCUGUCGUCGCUCCUGGUCGUGUUCUGCUGCUGCUGCGUCUCCGCCUCCGAUGGCGCAGGUAAAGGACGGGGCUUCAUCGGUGUCGUGGACCCUGGAAACUCUGCACAAGUCGUUGUGGACGCCGCGACAUCAGAGACGCUGAAGAGUAACCUCACCACUGUCUUCCUCCCAAUCAUCUACAUCAUCGUACUCGUGGUGGGGCUUCCUGCGAACGGCAUGGCCAUCUGGGUGUUCCUCUUCAGGACCAAGAAGAAGCACCCGUCAUCGAUCUACAUGGCCAACCUGGCUCUGGCUGACCUGCUCUUUGUCAUCUGGACGCCCCUGAAAAUUGCCUACCACUUGAACGGCAACGACUGGAUCUACGGGGAGCCGCUGUGCAAAGUCGUCGUGAGCUUCUUCUACGGGAACAUGUACUGCUCCAUCCUGUUCGUCACCUGCCUCAGCGUGCAGAGGUACUGGGUCGUGGCCCACCCUCUGUCCCAGCAGAGCAAGAACAACAAAGUGGCCGUCGGCGUCUGUGUCGCCGUCUGGGCUUUCAUCUGGCUCAGCACCACCCCGCUGUACCUGUACGACCACACCGCCAAGCUCAAAGAUCCCAACAUAACCACCUGCCACGAUGUCAGCAUCAUACACGACCCCGAAAACCCAUUCCCCUCUGUCCAGCUGCCGUACUACUACUUCAUCUUCAUGGGCAUGGUCGUGUUCCUCGUCCCGUGCAUAGUGAUCGUUGUUGCCUACAUCCUGUUGCUCAGAGCUCUGGGGAACUGCAUGGAGGAAAGUUCGGCAGCAAAGAACCGACGCAGAGCCGUGGUGUUGAUCGCGACCGUCCUGGUGACGUUCCUCGUGUGCUUCAUCCCCAGUAACAUCAUGCUGGUGGUGCAUUACUCUCUGCUGAAGGACGGAGUGACGAAUAACGGUUAUGGCUUCUACAUCUCCACGUUAUGCCUGGCCAGCCUCAACAGCUGCCUGGACCCGUUCAUCUACUACUUUGUGUCUGAGGACUUCAGGAACCACGUGAAGAACACUCUGCUGUGCCGCAGCAGCAGGACUGUGGAGCGCAUGAGGGUUUCAUUCAGUUCCAUGAAAUACUCCAGGAAGAGCAAGUCGUACGUGUCAGACACGGGGAACACACAGAGCAGCACCUGUUAGCCAGAUAAAGGAGAGAUAUCACACACCAUGCCACUGCUUGCACUGUUAGCGUUCUGAAGGCAGGGCAUCACACGGGCCGCGUGGCGCUGGGACACACGAGACAGGCCUGUAAUGAUGGACACGAGGCCGGACAGUUGAAACCAGGUGACCUCAAAGCAUCUCCUAACCAAAUGUGAAGAUGACAAGAAUACAUUUAAGGAUUUAUAUGACUUCUUUAUGAAAUGCUAUUUGAAAACUGUUUGUUUUUAAAAUGUGAAAACAUUAAUACAUCUUUUUUCUUCUUAUAUUUAAAGGGAAAGGGCCGGUUGAGGCCUGACAUUUAGUCGUCUUGGCUGCACAGAGAAAUGAGGUUUUCCCUGAGAUUUUCACUGCUCUGAAGACGAGUUACAGCAGUGAUGUGUGCAGACAGAGCAAGAGAGUACAUUGAGUGUUAUGACAUUAGUUAUGUCGGUGAAACUUAAGUCAAAUCAGCAAGAGAAAAGGUGUACUUAAUGUUCAAUCCUGUUCUUUGUUUUGUCCUGCCCAUUUGGCACCUUCCAAUUUUAAAUUUUUCGUCAUUUUAAACCACUUGUUGCUGAAGUGUUGGUUUUACUAUUGAGUUUCAAAGCGAUGGGGAAAAUGGUGCCAUUGUUACAUAGUUUCUUAAAUAAAUGAUAAAACAACA
Scophthalmus maximus (turbot) is the source of this 1955-nucleotide messenger RNA. RefSeq names its product coagulation factor II (thrombin) receptor-like 1, tandem duplicate 2 (gene f2rl1.2). The transcript has 2 exons. Gene Ontology annotation, biological process: positive regulation of Rho protein signal transduction; blood coagulation; phospholipase C-activating G protein-coupled receptor signaling pathway. The coding region runs from base 128 to 1291 and encodes 387 amino acids. The record is from RefSeq and is a predicted model, not a curated record. Gene Ontology annotation, cellular component: membrane. NCBI's taxonomy places the organism in Eukaryota, Metazoa, Chordata, Actinopteri, Pleuronectiformes, Scophthalmidae. Gene Ontology annotation, molecular function: thrombin-activated receptor activity.